UGCACAUUUACGCACACUUAUGCAUGCGAUAUUCCAUUCCCAGUAGUUAAUCACUUACCAAUGUACAUCGUUCAUUUAUUUGCCUAAUAGUUAAGCUGUGUAGAGAUAUAGAUCGGCCCUGCCUGACAGCGAUUCGCCGCAAUAUCACCCAACGUACCCACUGGUGACCUUUCCGGAGUCUGCAGCAUCGCGGUUGCGUGGGCGCAGCGCUCGUUGCCGGCAGGCAGCGCAACCAAAAAGGUCACGCGUUUACUCUUACAAUCCAGUAUUUAAGCAGCGCAGGAUGUCUGCAGUAACGCGGAGUCUGACAAGGAAUCACGGCUGGUUGCUGCUGGCCUUCCUCCAGCUGUUGAUCGGCGUCCGCCUGGUAGCCGGCCUGCAGGGACCCGGGGAAGACGUGGCGGCCGGCGCGGCGGAGCAGCUGAUGAGUUCGUCCUUCCUGGCGCUGCCCGGCAUGAAGCCGACGGCGCCGGCCAGCAAGCCGCUGCUGCAGUACCUCACCGCCGCCGACGCCCAGGAGAAGCUGGUGCGCUUCGAGCGCAGCUGCGAGCUCAUGUGCUCCGUCUACCCGGAGAGCGCCAAGUGCCUGCGCUGCAAGAACCGGGCGCCGCUGCGCUACGGGAAGCGCGCGGUCCCCGUCGCGCCUCCGACAGUGCCGACAGGCGUCCGCGGCGGGAUGGCGCCGGAGGACGCCGACCAGCUGACCAUGCAGGACGUCCUGCAGGCCAACGCACCCUUCUUCCGGCCCUUCGCCGACAACCCGACCCGCGGCGGCGCUGCGCAGUGGCCCAACCGGCGGUGAGUUAGGAGGUCCAC
Molecule: messenger RNA, 816 nt
Organism: Paramacrobiotus metropolitanus
Lineage: Eukaryota; Metazoa; Tardigrada; Eutardigrada; Parachela; Macrobiotidae
Exons: 1
Coding region: 284-802 (172 amino acids)
Source: RefSeq, a predicted model, not a curated record